This is a messenger RNA of Bombina bombina (fire-bellied toad), 3212 nucleotides long. It is a transcript of the gene CCDC186, whose product is annotated as coiled-coil domain containing 186. Gene Ontology annotation, cellular component: trans-Golgi network. NCBI's taxonomy places the organism in Eukaryota, Metazoa, Chordata, Amphibia, Anura, Bombinatoridae. The record is from RefSeq and is a predicted model, not a curated record. Gene Ontology annotation, molecular function: small GTPase binding. Gene Ontology annotation, biological process: vesicle cytoskeletal trafficking.
GGCACGGCCGCCAUGUUUGUUGAUGUGUCAGUCAGGGCUGCCGGAGAAAUAGAUCCUAUGUGACUGGAAAGGCGAUUUACGGGGUCGUUGCGGAGAGUUCGCUUGGUGGAUAGGAGUUUGGGCGACAGUAAGAACAGGAUUCGGGCUGUAACAAAGAUAUAUCAUUUAAAGCAAUUAUGGAGGGUCAUCUUCCUGAGGAGCCUGGUGGUCGUUCUGAAGAUACAUCUUGUCUUCCAUCUACAGUUGAACAGCAACUUGAAAAGGUGGACUGUGAUUUAGAAGUGAAAGAGGAAAUAGAUGUCAUUUGUAAUGAAAGUGACAAUAAUUGUACAACAGACUCUAGUUUGGCAGAAAUAGAUUACAAAUCUGCAGAUUCCGAGCCACAAAAGACAGGUGAUGAUCCUGAGAAUAGUGGUGAUAUUGGUGUUCAAAAACCUUGUGAAGAACCACUAAUUAUGUCGGCUGCCCCUCAAGAAGUAAACAUUCCACAACCGCCAAAAAAUGACACACAGAAGGAAGUCCACACAGAGCACAUAGAAGAGUUAGUUACUCAAAAUAUAACGGACAGUUCUACGGAACGCAUAACCACAGAAAAUAAUUUUGAUAUUGAAUGCACCAAAGAGCUUCUUUCCAAGAUCUAUCAUCCGUCUUCGCAAGAGAAUUUGUUGGAUGAAAUAGAAACUGAACUUAAUUCAUUAGAAUUAGAUUAUAAGCUAUCAAAUGGAAUAAAGAAAGGUGAAUUAUCUCUAAGUAUUCUAGAAAAAUGUGUUCAAGAUAAAUACCUGCACCAAGAAAACGCCAUAAAGAAAUUGAUUGAGGAGAAUCGGAAACAUCAAGAACUGAUCUUGGAGAUCUGCUCUGAAAAAGACACUUUAAGGGAUGAGCUGAAAAGACGGACAGAGACUGAAAAACUGCACCUGAGCUCCAUAAAGCAGCUUGAAGGAAGAAUUGAGGACCUUUUUAAAGAACUUAAAGCGUCAAAAGAUAAGCUCACGGCACAAGAUGCAGCAGCCAAAAAUGCAAUUCAACAGCUGCAUAAAGAGAUGGCCUUUCGAACAGACCAGGCAAACAAAAAAUGUGAGGAAGCCAGGCAAGAAAAAGAAGCCAUGGUGAUGAAGUAUGUUCGGGGAGAAAAGGAAUCGCUCGAUCUGCGCAAGGAGAAGGAAGUACUGGAGCGGAAGCUUAGAGAAGCUAACAAAGAGAUAGAGAAAAACGGCUCUAGAAUCAAAAUUCUCACUCAGGAAAAGGGACGGUUGCACCAGUUGUAUGAGACAAAGGAAAGUGAAGUCAGUAAACAGAAUCGCGAUAUUGAAAAACUUAAAGAGGAAGUCAACUCCUAUGCCAUUAAAGUAAAAUGGGCGCACAACAAGCUGAAAACUGAGCUAGACUCACACAAGGAAACCAAAGACAAGCUCCGAGACACCACAACCAAGCUAAAUCAAGCAAAAGAAGAAACUGACCAAAUAAGAAAAAAUUGUCAGGAAAUGAUUAAAACAUAUCAAGAAUGUGAAGAAAUAAAAUCAGUUGAACUUGAUGCAAAACUCAAAGUAACAACAGUGGAAUUAGAAAAGCAAAUGCAAGAAAAGACAAACCAUUUAGAGGUACAUCACGCUAAGAUAAAGGAACUGGAUGACUUGAAGAGAACAUUUACAGAAGGGAUGGAUGAACUCCGGACAUUGCGCACAAAGGUAAAAUGUCUGGAAGCGGAGCGGUUAAGAACUGAAGAAGAAUUAUCAAAGUACAAAGAACUUAUAAACAGACAGAAAGCUGAGAUCCAGAACUUACAGGACAGAGUAAAAAUAGUAGACCAGCAGGAGGAGCGACAUCAGAGGGACAACCAAGAAAUUGAAAGUUUAAGGGAUGAUAUAAGCAGCUUGAACACCGUCCUCUCCGACCUGCAGAGAGACAUAGAGGGCAGCAGGACACGAGAAUCUGAGCUGCUAGGAUUUACAGAGAAGCUGACCAGUAAGAAUGCCCAGAUUCAGUCAGAGUCCAACUCCCUGCAGGCUCAGCUUGACAAACUCACAUACAGCGAGAGGGAACUGCAGGUCCAGGUGGAACAUCUCAGACACAGUAGCAAUGACUUGCAGGAUCUCUUAACGCGCGAAGCAGCAAUGACGAUCGCUCACCAGAAAACACUGGUUCAACUGUGGUUGUGGACAGCUUUCCGGAAGUAGACAAAGCUGUUUUGAUUGAGAGAAUUAUACGGCUUCAAAAAGCACAUGCACGGAAAAACGAAAAAAUAGAAUUUAUGGAAGAUCACAUCAAACAACUAGUGGAGGAAAUUAGGAAAAAAACGAAAAUUAUACAGAGUUAUGUUUUGCGUGAAGAAUCUGGGACUCUCUCUUCAGAGGCGUCGGACGUUAACAAAGCGCAUUUGAGCAAACGUGGCGGGAUCAUGGCUUCUUUAUACACAUCUCAUCCAGCUGACACUGGGCUAACUUUGGAUCUGUCCUUGGAAAUUAAUAGAAAAUUACAAGCUGUGCUAGAAGAUACAUUAUUAAAAAAUAUAACUCUCAAGGAAAAUCUGCAAACACUUGGGACAGAGAUUGAACGCCUUAUUAAACAACAAGAUAAAAAACACACAAAAUAGCCUGAUACCAUAAAAUGAUAUUUAUUCCGCAACCAAACACAUUUUGUUGGACCAGAUGCAUUUAAGAAGAAUCUCCUCUUUUGUUUAAGCUUUGCUUUACGUACACAACAAAACAGACUUUUAGUUGAGCACUACUUUUAUCUUCAAAAAUGGCAGCCAAACACUUGUAGGUUAAUACCUCUUAUGGUUAAUACCUUUAUUUAACUGUGGAGAUGAUUCCAUUAUAUGUCCUCCAUGUUUUUUUGUUGUUGUUUUGUUUGUUUUUUAAAUACUUUUGCCAGUGCCGCUAAAAAGGUCAGCAUUUGCACUAGAAAGACUACUUCAUAUCUCAUCACAACACUUCCGUGCAUGUUCUUCCAUAGAGAUGUUUAGUGUGUUGCUAUCAUGGAAUGUGAUUUCGUGCUGUAUCAUGUACUCCGCUGCUGGUAUAAUAAUAGCCUGUAACGGCUGCUUUUUUCAAGCAACCUGAGGAAUUAUGUAAUGUGCAAUAAUAUUUGGCAGUAGCUGGGCUACAUGUGAUUUACAAUAGUCUUUUGUUGAUUUCUUCAACAAAUAUUCAGGGUGUGAAUCCUUUUCUGGGUAGCAAAAUAAUGAAAAAAAAAUAUAUUUUUUUUAAAGA